Molecule: messenger RNA, 1941 nt
Organism: Colletotrichum phormii
Lineage: Eukaryota; Fungi; Ascomycota; Sordariomycetes; Glomerellales; Glomerellaceae
Product: lish protein
Exons: 6
Coding region: 1-1941 (646 amino acids)
Biological process (GO): regulation of transcription by RNA polymerase II
Cellular component (GO): Set3 complex
Molecular function (GO): protein binding; transcription corepressor activity
Source: RefSeq, a predicted model, not a curated record
AUGGUCACCAAGGAGUACCUCGACUCGGACAGAGUCAACUUUCUCGUCUGGAGGUAUCUCUUGGAAGGCAACUACCGAGAAACCGCAGCCAAAUUCCAGAAAGAAUGGCACAUUCAGCAACCUCAUCGUCAUUUUGAUUUCGCAAAUCACGUCAAGAGCCACGCUUUGGUGUCCGUCAUCAACAAAGGCCUCUGCUACCAUGCCCUCGAGAGAGAGCAUGCGAAGAAAUUGGUGCCUCCAGAUGCUGCGGCUGCGGCCGAAGCACUGCAGGUGGGGUUGUUUGGGCCAUUGAUCGUUCAACCGCCUCAAAAGAUUGAGGAGGAUGAGGACGCAGAUGGCGAGGUGGACGACACAGAGAUGGAGGUCGAAAACACUCGGAAACGCCAAUUUGACAGCCGGCCACAACAGCAGCACAUGGUGAAUGGCGGCUCACCCAGCAAGCGGCCCAGGCUUAGCAAUGGGUAUGAGAGCACGAACGGGGCGGAUGCAGCCACGGACCCCAUGGAGCUAGACAGCCACGGCGACAACAACCACGCCUAUCCGUCACCUCUCGAAGGCGAGCAAGCUCCGACGCCCACCCCGAGAACAGAUGGCCCGGAGCAGGGCACGCAGGUCGACAAAGUCGAGGAAUUGGCCACAGAGACGACCUUUCUGCGAUUAAUGCCCGAUGACAGCAGCACCAGCGCCGGUGCCACCAACAACGCUCGCGACGGCGGCGCUGCAAGCGCAGGCGGCCCCGGAGCUUCGCCCUCGACAGCCAACGGUGAAAACGCACCCAUCCUGUUGCGCUGCGAGUGGAACCCAAAGGACCCAUCAAUCUUGGCGGCUGCUGGAACCGAUGCGCUAGCCCGUAUUUGGACCCUCUCACGUUCAAGCACAAUGACGCCUACUCCAGCUCCCGAACCCGACGGUCACGUGCAUGGUGUACAUCGCCCGUUUCAUAGUCUCAUCGACGACGAGACUCCCAGGACAGCCACAGUAGGUCAACUUGCUUGGAAUAGUGGGGGAACGGCCAUCGCCAUUGCCAUCGAACAUGGCGACAAGGCGUCUGUCCACAUCUGGGCAAAGGACGGUUCUCAUGUCGACAAGUUCGACGUCUCGGACCCUCCCGUGAUCAAGCUCCGUUGGAGCCCGAGCGACGCAGCCCUUCUCGCCAUUGCGCCCGAUAACAGCAACGCAAACGGACCCGGCGGCGCUCUGGUCACUGUCUAUCACUCCCUAACGUCCAACACAUUGUCCUAUUUCCUGCCAAAUCACGACUUGCUCAGCUGGCCACUGGAUGCUGCGUGGACCAGCGAAACAGAGUUCCUCCUCACUGGCGGAGAUGUCAUGUUGUCACUGAAGUGCACGGAGAUGGCCAUCGUGCCGAACAAGAAGUUGGAGAGCAGGGAGGACGACACGUUUACUCAGGUUGUCUAUGACCGACGAUCAAAACUUUCCGCAACGGCGAGCGACAAGGGCAUCCUGGAUCUUUGGGACGAAGAUGGUCACCGCCGGUCAAUAACGGCCCACUCUGGGGCGAUCACGGCGGUACAGUGGCAGCCCCUCCCGGACGAUGCCAACGUGCCGGAAGACGAGCGGUUGAUCGCAUCUGGAGGCGAUGAUUGCGCCAUCAUUAUUUCCAACGCCAAGGACCCUGAGCCAGGAAAACCAAGGUCCAUUCUGACCAUGGAAUCGCCCAUUGUAUCGAUUGCAUUCACACCAGAUGGCGCCUUCAUCGCCGGAGCCACGGCUGGUCGGAUUCUGAUCUGGAAGGUUGGUGAGCAGCACACUAUGCCAAGGGCAAGUUGGAGCAGAUCGCCGCAUCCCGGAUGGCUCAGCCCCAAGGCGAGCUCGGAGCCAGAGGACGAGGAUGAGCACUGUUUGUGCUGGGACGCUGACGGACAACGCCUCGCAUAUGGAGCUAACAGCAGACUGGCUGUUAUCAACUUCCGUCGGUAG